UUUUGAAAGGAAAUCACAUGCACAAUUCAAGCUUUUCUGUGACGUCAACUGACAUUCCGUCUGAUCUUAUCAGAUAACUGUGGUUUGCGUUACUAAACGUCUACUUGACGUUUAUAUUGUUGAAUGGAUGUAUAACCAAGAUGGGGGUAAUAUGGGGUCACAGGGAAUUUUCAUGUAAAUAAGAAUAGUGAUAUAUGUAUAAUUUCAAUACAGACAUUCUACCUUAUAAGAAAAAUGGGUUAUACCGAAAAAUGUAGAUUUGAGUACAAAAUUGAAAACGGAAUUUUAUGAACUAUUACAAAUUGAAAAUAAAUUUUAACCCCUUUGUGAGAAAAAAACAAAGAAGGAAUGGAAAAUUCCCCUACAGAAGUUCGUAGCAAAUCUAGCAAAGGUAGUAUAGAAUUUCAUAGUGGGUUAGCUUCUAGUAUCAAAGGUUUAGACAAGUGUGAAAGUAGUUCAAGUCUAAAAGUUGAGAGGAAUGUAAACCACUUGAAGGAAGAAAAUGAUCAUGACAAUCAAAGGGGCUCCAUAGAUAGUACUGCAAAAGUGCCUAAUAAAAUCAUAUCCAAUUGGAAACAUGCUUGUGAUAAGACCAAAGAUAAAACAAAAGAUCUCUUGAAACGAUGGAGAACAUUGCCAGAAAUAGAAACAGAACCUCUAAAAGCUUUAAAAAUUGAACCUGAAAAAGUUCACACUGACAGUGGCUGGAGUGUACAUGUUUGGACCACAUGGGUAGACCGGUAUAGCGUAGAAUCGUCAGAUGUAACUGAACAGGGUAGUAGCUAUCAGUUAACAUCAACACAGAACAAUAAAUUUUCGCAUUUUUUUUCUACACUAUUAGAUCGGGAUCAAGAUGACCUAAUUUGGAAGCAAGAUUUCGAGACUCUUAUAGAGAGAUUCAGACAUUUUGCUGACUGGUCAUUGAAUUCAGCUGAGUUCAAUACGCUUAGAGAAGUAGAACGUGGUUUCAUAGAAACAUUUUUAGUAGAUAUUUCUAAUGAAAGAUGGGGUUUUCAGUUGAAUAAUGAGACAUAUCUGACUAAAGAAGGAUGGCUACAGAAAUGGGGUGAACUUCUUUGUGGAUCUAAAAAUCUCAAUGAUUUUCCUGUUUGGUUGCAAGUAUUCUCUAAAGUUCUUUUUCAAGUUAUGAAUAAAAGUGGUAGCGGCAUUGUAACAAGAGAUGAGUUGGGAUCAUUUUAUUCUUCAGUAUUAUGUUUAAACACUCUUGAAGUUGGAAAGAUUUUGGAUGUCUCUUAUCAAGCAAUGACUUCGAAUGGAGAUCAUCCUCUUAUGUAUGAAGCAUAUCGCCUUUGUUUUGCUAACUACCUCUUGGGAAGGUAUCCCAAUGGACCUGGAGAGCAUAUACUCGGAACACCACCAAAUGAAUCGUCAUUGGCCAUGUUUCCUAUUGACUACUCUGCCUUAAACUCACCACCAGAAGACUUAGAACAAUACACUCUGGACCAGAAAACAAAUAGAUGGAGUGUUAUAGUUUAAGCUGUUCCUGAUAAAUAACGUACAGAGUGAUUCACUGGGAUGGCCUAUUAGACGUUUAUAGAACAUAAGACAUAUAGACAUAAUUUUGAGCUGAAAAUUUGCAUAUUUGGGUUUGAGACAAUGAUUUUUCCCCCUAAAAUAUUU
Harmonia axyridis is the source of this 1641-nucleotide messenger RNA. RefSeq lists its product as uncharacterized. NCBI's taxonomy places the organism in Eukaryota, Metazoa, Arthropoda, Insecta, Coleoptera, Coccinellidae. Bases 349 to 1497 code for a protein of 382 amino acids. The record is from RefSeq and is a predicted model, not a curated record. The transcript has 6 exons.